AUGGCAUUGGCCGGUCAAGGUAAUGGAGUGUUACUAUCCCUUGCUUUUUCAAGUUUUACUAUUCGAAGCUGGUGUCUCACCGAAAAUGCAUUCAAAUUAGCAUCUUCAGAAGUGAAAGAUUUCAGUACGCAUGGUCAUAAUGGAUCUCCAAGUACCACAGAUGGUGAUGGAAAAGGAUGGAAAGUUCUAGUUGCCGCCGGGGCAAAAGGUUAUGGAAACUAUAGGCACUAG
Prunus armeniaca (apricot) is the source of this 231-nucleotide messenger RNA. NCBI's taxonomy places the organism in Eukaryota, Viridiplantae, Streptophyta, Magnoliopsida, Rosales, Rosaceae. The record is from the annotation of a GenBank genome assembly.